Zophobas morio is the source of this 517-nucleotide messenger RNA. RefSeq lists its product as uncharacterized. Lineage: Eukaryota; Metazoa; Arthropoda; Insecta; Coleoptera; Tenebrionidae. The coding region runs from base 25 to 432 and encodes 135 amino acids. Gene Ontology annotation, molecular function: odorant binding. The record is from RefSeq and is a predicted model, not a curated record. The transcript is spliced from 7 exons.
UUAGAAAAAUCCUAAAAUACACACAUGGCUCUCAAAUAUUUUAUUUUCGUACUCAUAGCUUGUCCCUUUUUGAUAAAUGGGAAAGUAGAACUUCCACCAGAGUUUCUGAAAUGGGCACAACAGCUACACACAGAUUGUGCUACAGAGAGAAAAUUAAGCGAAGGGGACAUCAAAUCUUUUGAUAUUUCGAAAAAAGAUGCUCCAAUGAUGUGUUACGUGAAGUGUUUAUUUACUCAUGCACGUUGGGUCGACGAAAACGAGGUAGUGCAGACCGACUUCAUCAAAAAUAAUGUUCCAGAUCCAGUCAAAUCAGUUACCCUUCCUAACCUAGAUACAUGUGCUAAAAAAGCCGUCGGAGCGGACUGCGAAAAAUCCUACAAUUUCUUUAUGUGCAUGCAUGAAGCUUUCCCAGAGGACUGGGUUCUACUGUAAGUUGCGAUUUGGAUCACUCCGACAGUAUUGUAGCGGUUAAGAUAUAUAGAAGAAAAAUCUUAGUUUUUCUAUUGUUAGCAAUUAA